UCCCGCGCGUGCCCGUGCCUGCGCGCGCGCCACCCCCCGAGCGAACGAGACCGGGAGGCGAGCUGGAUGAGGGAGCAUGUCUGCCGGCCGGGCGAAGAAAGUGAAGAUGGCCACCAAGUCCUGCCCGGAGUGUGACCAGCAGAGAGAAAUCAGAAGUGAGGCUAAGAGAAGACGGACAGAGAGGGUCAAACGAGAGAAGAUAAACUAUGUGGGAAACAGAGACUUGGAAAACAGGAGGCGGUCCAGAUCCAACAGCCACUCGGACCACAGUCGAAGAGGGAGGGGACGACCAAAGACUGUCUCGGCCAAAAAACACGAAGAAGAACGAGAAAAACAGGAGAAAGAAGUGGACAUGUAUGCAAACCUAUCUGAUGAAAAAGCGUUUGUAUUUUCGGUGGCCUUGGCAGAAAUAAACAGGAAAAUUAUCAACCAGAGACUGAUUCUUUGAUUGCCUGGUUGGAAAUAAGCAUGCCACACUCUUUAAAGACGGGUAAUGACCUUGGGACAUGCAGGAGCCUCUUGAUGAGCAAAUCUGAUCUUACGUCAGUGAAGGCUGUCUCUUUUUCCUGGCUGACCUGUUGCCGCCGUUGCCGCUUUUCAUUUAGUUUCCGGAGCCCGCUAACUCGUCCGUUCCAGCUAAUACUCAAGAGUUAAACAAGCAACGUUUUCUUUGGGGAAGGAAAGGUCAAAAAUGAUAAACCUGCAGUUCUACCAAGAUAGCUUCUACAAGAAUUCGGCAGACUUAAAACAACCAAACCGUUGUGUCUUUGAAGCGUUCUGCAAUUAGGAUGAAGUGUUUUGAUUCGUUUACAUUUCCUUCACGACCUACACUCCAGAGUUUCACCUUCGUGUUGAAGCUUACAUGUAUAUAGUUCGGCUAACCCUUUUAAUAAAUGAAUAUUCUGAUAUUUUA
This is a messenger RNA of Pogona vitticeps (central bearded dragon), 913 nucleotides long. The record is from RefSeq and is a predicted model, not a curated record. NCBI's taxonomy places the organism in Eukaryota, Metazoa, Chordata, Lepidosauria, Squamata, Agamidae.